Molecule: messenger RNA, 2485 nt
Organism: Mycotypha africana
Lineage: Eukaryota; Fungi; Mucoromycota; Mucoromycetes; Mucorales; Mycotyphaceae
Product: 1,4-alpha-glucan-branching enzyme GBE1
Exons: 6
Coding region: 171-2312 (713 amino acids)
Biological process (GO): glycogen biosynthetic process
Cellular component (GO): cytoplasm
Molecular function (GO): 1,4-alpha-glucan branching enzyme activity; cation binding; hydrolase activity, hydrolyzing O-glycosyl compounds
Source: RefSeq, a predicted model, not a curated record
AAAAAAAGUUGACAAAAAAAAAAUAAAAAAUAAAAGUGGCUCGAUAUAAAAAAAGAUACAAACUUGUCCUUUUUUCCUUUCAUUUCAAGGGUUCUUUUCUUCUUUUAUUUUAUUUCCUUCAGUUUUCUUCAUCUUUUCUUCCGUUUGUCUUUCUUUUUUGCAUCCAAGAAAUGAUUGCUGCUACAACUGAACCCACUCAAACGACCGUCUUGCCUGUCAAACAACAACCAAAGGUUCCUACUUUCGAUACUGAAGUCAGCCCUGGACGCGUCUUGACUAUGCCUGCUGAUGGUAGCGGCUUAUGUGUGAUUGAUCCUUGGUUGGAGCCGUUUUCAGAUGCAUUGAAGCAAAGAUACAAUACCUUCAUGAAGUACCAUAACAUGAUCAGAGAAACUCUGGGAUACAACAAGUUCACAAAGGGUUACGAAUAUUAUGGUCUUCAUGUACAGAAGGAUAACAGUAUUAUCUACCGUGAAUGGGCUCCGAAUGCUGUUACUGCAAGUCUUGUCGGUGAUUUCAAUAACUGGGAUUUCAAUGCUCAUCCUAUGAAACGCAAUGACUUUGGUGUAUUUGAAGUUACUAUUCCACCCACCAAAGAAGGUCAACCUGCUAUUCCUCAUGGAAGCAAAAUUAAGAUCACAAUGACACUACCCAAGACUGGUGAGCGUAUUUAUCGUAUUCCCGCUUGGAUCAACUAUGUUACUCAAGACCUGAGCGUCAGUGCUACCUACGACGCUAUUUUUUGGAAUCCUGAAAAGAAAUACAAGUUCAAGAACGCCCGUCCAAAGAAGCCAGAGUCCCUUCGUGUUUACGAAGCACAUGUGGGUAUCUCUUCUCCCGAGCCUCGCUGUGCAACUUAUAAGGAAUUUACAAAAAACGUGCUUCCGCGAAUUGCCUACGAUGGCUACAAUGCUAUUCAAUUAAUGGCCAUUAUGGAACACGCUUAUUAUGCCUCUUUUGGUUAUCAAGUAACUUCCUUUUUUGCUCCUUCCAGUCGUUAUGGUACUCCCGAAGAUCUUAAAGAACUCAUCGAUACUGCUCACGGUUUGGGUCUGACUGUCUUGUUGGACGUUGUUCACUCUCAUGCUUGUAAGAAUGUCGAAGAUGGUUUGAAUAUGUUUGAUGGUUCCGAUCACUGUUAUUUCCAUGAAGGUGGUAAGGGUCGUCAUGAUCUUUGGGACUCUCGUUUGUUCAACUAUGGCAGUUAUGAAGUGUUACGCUUCUUGAUGUCAAACUUGAGAUACUGGAUGGAUGUGUUUCAGUUUGAUGGUUUCCGUUUCGAUGGUGUUACAUCUAUGUUGUAUAAGCAUCACGGCAUCGGUUAUGGAUUUUCCGGUGAUUACCACGAGUACUUUGGUGACAAUGUAGACGAUGACAGUGUCAUGUAUAUCCAACUCGCCAACAACUUUUUACACAAGAUCUAUCCUAACGUCAUUACCAUUGCUGAGGAUGUAUCUGGUAUGCCUGGUUCCUGCCGCCCUGUGCGUGAGGGUGGUCUUGGCUUCGACUAUAGACUAGCCAUGGCUAUCCCCGAUAUGUGGAUUAAAAUGUUAAAGGAGCAAACAGAUGAGGAAUGGAAUAUGGGCCAUGUCGUUCACAUCUUAACCAACCGUCGACAUUUGGAAAAUACGAUUGCCUACAGUGAAUCUCACGAUCAGGCUCUCGUUGGCGAUAAGACCUUGGCCUUCUGGCUUAUGGAUAAAGAAAUGUAUACUCAUAUGAGCGACCUUACUCCACUCACUCCCAUCAUUGACCGUGGUAUUUCCUUGCACAAGAUGAUUCGUAUGAUUACACAUGCUUUAGGUGGUGAAGGCUAUCUUAACUUUGAAGGCAAUGAAUUUGGCCACCCCGAAUGGCUCGACUUCCCUCGCGACGGCAAUAACUCCAGCUUCCAAUAUGCUCGUCGUCAAUGGAAUGUGCUCGAUGACCACUUACUGCGUUACAAAUACUUGAAUGAAUGGGAUCGUGCCAUGCAAAUGACUGAAGAGAAACACGGUUGGUUACAUGCUCCUCAAGCCUAUGUGUCUCGUAAGAACGAAGCAGACAAAUUGAUCGUGUUUGAGCGUGGUAAUGUUCUAUUCAUCUUCAAUUUCCAUCCUACACAAUCCUACACUGACUACCGAGUGGGUGUGGAGCAGCCCGGCAAGUACAAGAUUGUAUUGAAUUCAGACGACAAGCAAUUCUUGGGUCAUGCCCGUGUAGAUAACGACACAGAUUUCUUCACUACACCGGGCGAUUGGGAUAAUAGACCUAAUUGGAUGCAAGUCUAUAUACCUAAUCGUACCUGUUUACUUUUCGCUAAGGCUGACUAAACGUACUUGCUAACAUGAUUCCCCCUCAUUUGUUCUACCUAAUCACAUUCAUAAUUCAAAACUACAUAUUCAAAAUAAAACUGUUCAUCAUCUCUCCAUUAUACUCUUCAUGAGUCUGUCCCACCUAUUGUCAAAAAUUGUAUCAUCAACACAAGAAAGUAACUGUCUCUAUG